Lolium perenne is the source of this 1240-nucleotide messenger RNA. The record is from RefSeq and is a predicted model, not a curated record. Lineage: Eukaryota; Viridiplantae; Streptophyta; Magnoliopsida; Poales; Poaceae.
AUGUCUACACACUUCCAAGCUGGUAUCAGUGCUGCAGACAUGUCCAGGUUGAUAUCCUCCAGCAUCGGAGGUAAGCGGUGGCAGGUGCAGGCGGCGCAAGGGCAGCCAAGCGUGAAGUCGCAGAAGCGCAAGCAGAAGCACCUGUAUCUGGUGCUGGACGACUGGAACCAGGGCUACACCAUCCGCAAGAUCGACGACGACGGCGACAUCCGCCUUGACCUCAGCGACCCCCCUCUCCUCCGUCUAGCCUCACCCGCGCCAAAUUACCGCAUGUUCUUCACCUCCCUGGGCAGCCGCAUCAUCGCCGUCAGCAACCAGCACCCCGCCACCCUCGCCUACGACACGGACACGGCAGCACUGGCCGUGGGUCCUCCCCUGCCGGACGCGCUACUCAACGGCCUAGACAUCUUGGUCGUCCCUGCCGCCGAAAAGCUUUACGCGUUUGGGCACUGCGGGGACCGGCCUCAUUGCGUCGAGGUGAUGUCCUCCUCCUCCUCCUCCUCCUCCUCCUCCUCCUCCUCCUCCUCCUCCUCCUCUGCCAAGCAGCACCCGUGGCCAUGCAGCAGCUCUCUGAUCCCGAGCAGGGACUGGUCCUGGAGGAGCGUCGCGCCGUUGCCCUUCACCGAGGGCGAAGUGAUAAACUCCUACGCCGUGCACCCAGACGGUCGCACCGUCUUCGUCUCCUCUAGCUUCAGCCGCAUCUUCUCCUUCGACGCCGGUAACGGUAGUGGUAGUGGAUGGAGCUUCCAUGGGGACUGGGAGCUGCCCUUCGAGGGUCAGGGAUACUUCGACAGCGACCUGGACGCAUGGGUUGGGCUCGACCUGGACGGCUACAUCGGCACCUGCCAGGUCCCCUCCCGUAGCACCGGCGGCACAGCUGAGCAGCUGGACUGGAAGACGGCCAAGGACAAGCUGUGGAACGAGGAGCAGCAUCUGGAGCCUACUCUCACCUGCAUGGGCAAUGCCAGGUUCUGCCUUGUGGAUUCUGUCGAGGGAGAGCUGCAGAUCACCACGUUUCGCCUCAGGUACUCUCGUAAGGGGGAGCUGCAGAUCAUCGACCGCAGCACCAGCUCCUGUCCAGUGCCUAAGUACACCGGCAGUUUCUCACCCGUAGCGUUCUGGAUCUAGUUAUUUGCUGUUUACUAGGUUGAUUACUAGUUCAUACAGUAUAUGCAAUGCGACAUUAGCUCUCUGUCCGUCCUCCUGGAUGUAAAUUAUGAUCAUUCCUUUGACUGCUCAA